Messenger RNA from Gracilinanus agilis (Agile Gracile Mouse Opossum), 2331 nucleotides. It is a transcript of the gene CRELD2, whose product is annotated as cysteine rich with EGF like domains 2. The transcript is spliced from 17 exons. Gene Ontology annotation, molecular function: calcium ion binding. NCBI's taxonomy places the organism in Eukaryota, Metazoa, Chordata, Mammalia, Didelphimorphia, Didelphidae. The record is from RefSeq and is a predicted model, not a curated record. Bases 1 to 2085 code for a protein of 694 amino acids.
AUGGUGGCUUACAGGGACGGCUGCUUUGGGGAGCCUGCGCUGGCGAGGAGAAAAGCCCAGCUCUGCCCUUCUUGCUGGCAGCUUCUGGUCUUGGGACGGUUGUGGCAUGAGAGGAGGAAUAAAACCAAGGGCGUAUUUCUAAAUGCCAGCCGCCAGAAUCUCCGCAGUGGCCGAAUCGAGAGUCCAACAGAGGAGAAGCAGAAAACUGGAGAAGCAACUGGAGAAGCAGAAAUGGAGAUUCUGUUACCAGAGGGAGCAGCCACUCUAGAAGUUCGGCCCCUGGGAGUGGCGAUAGCCCCCGCGGCCGCCUCCGUCUCCUCAUCUGCAAAGUGUGGUGUUCAGUCCCCAAAUAGGCUCACCAAAGCCGUGACCUGGGUCCGAGGUCGUGCUUCGAUAUCGUAUAGCCGAUACUGGAGUAAGGUCGGCGGGGGCCGGGAAGGGCCUUACACCGUCCCGACCGCUGGCCCCCUCCACCCCGGACCACGCUGCGGUCCCACAGCUCCACCCCGCCAGAGGUUUCGGAACUACAACGCGGCCUUUGUGCUGACACGGGCCUCUCUCAUUGGCCCACGUUCGUUGGCGAGAUUCGAUUCGUUCAUGUUCUCGCAGCGCGGCGACCUCUCGUCCAAUGGUGGUCUGAGGGCUGGCGGUGCCGAAGGUACCCGGCUUCUGAGCGCGGGGGUGGGGCCUGGUCGGCCCUUCGUGCGGCUGCGCGAGCUAGAGCUCCUGGGGCUUCGGUCCCGAGCCGGCUCCGCUCUGGGACCGGCCCAGCCCUCCUCCCCCAGUGAUCCUGGAGCCCUUUUCCCUCCUCCCCAUAGUGAUCCCGGAGCCCUCCUCUCUCCUCCCUCUCUCCCAUUGAUCCCAGCCCCUCCUCCUGUGUGUCCAUUGGCCCUGCAUCUCCCCUUCCUUCUCGUCCUCCUCUUCCUCCGCAGCCCCGGCUCCAGUCCUUUCCUCCCUGCUCGGUUCCGCUGUCCUGUCGGGACCAUGCCUGCUCCGAGUUCCCAGGGGCAGAGCCUCUGGCCCCGGCUCCUGCUCCUGCUGCUGCCCCCGCUCCUGUUCCUGCUGGCCGUGGCCCCACUCCCCUCCGCCUCUUCCUCCACCAGUCACAAGCCGUGCACAGUCUGCAGGAACAUCGUGGAUCAGUUCCACAAGGGGUUGGCAAAUACAGAAAAGAAAAAUUUUGGUGGUGGAAACACAGCAUGGGAAGAGAAGACACUAUCCAAAUAUGAGUCUAGUGAAAUUCGCCUGGUAGAAAUCAUCGAAAGCCUGUGUGAGAGCGACGCUUUUGAGUGUAACAAUAUGGUGGAAAAUAAUGAAGAGCACCUCGAGAACUGGUGGUUCAAACAGAAGAAGAGACAUCCUGAGCUCUUCAGGUGGUUCUGUGUGGAAACCCUGCAAGUCUGCUGCCUUUCGGGAACCUACGGACCAGACUGCCUUGAGUGUCCUGGGGGCGCUGAGCAGCCAUGCCGGGGAAACGGUUACUGCAAUGGAGACGGGAGCCGUGGCGGGGAUGGGAAGUGCACGUGCCACCUGGGCUACAGCGGGCCCCUCUGCAUGGACUGCGUCGACGGCUACUUCAGCUCCUGGAGGAACGACACCCACUCUGUGUGCACAGUCUGUCAUCAGGCCUGUAAGACCUGCACUGGCCCGAGCCCGAGGGACUGUGGAGAAUGUGAAGUUGGCUGGGUCCAACAGGAAGACGCCUGUGUCGAUGUGGACGAGUGUGCGGCGGAGGCGCCUGCCUGCGACGAGGGCUCCUACUGCCUCAACAACGACGGCUCCUUCUCCUGCCAAGCGUGUGACUCCAGCUGUGCGGGCUGUGUGGCCGAGGGCCCGGAGCACUGUAAAAGCUGCACGCCGGGCUAUGCCCUGGAAGCGGGGGCAUGUAGAGACAUAGACGAGUGUGCCCAGCCCGAGGAGGCGUGUCCACAGGAACACCAGAAGUGCUUCAAUACCCCUGGCAGCUUCGUGUGUGCCUGCACCCAAGGCUUCCGGGAGACAGACGGAGUUUGCGUGCCCUCCCCAGAGGCCCAGGAAGAGCAGCAGGAAGCUGGGCCAGCAUCCUCCUCACAUGAAGACUUGUGACCCGCCGCCACCUCCAGCCUCGACACUGAUCUUGGACUUAAAUUAUUCAGAUGGAAACUGGCGGGAGAAGGAGCCUGCGGUUCCCAGGGCUCCUUGGCUGCCCCCACUGCCCGCCCCACUGCAGGCUCUUCUUAUUGGAUGGGCCCUUUCAAAAGCUGCAUUUCUCUCCUUCAUAAACAAUAGAUUUUGUCCUCUAUUUUGAUACCAUUCUUUGUAAUAAAACUGACUCUGGAAGGUGGACAAGGA